AACAUCAACCACUUUGAUCUAUUCGGAGACAUGUCGACGCCUCCCUCGAUGCCUCCAUCCCCCGCCAACACACUGGACCCCAGCAGGAGCAGCAGGCACCACUCCUCCCAGCAGCUCCCCGCCCCAGAGCUGUACGCCCCCUUCAGCCCCACCUCCAUGCCCUCAGGCUACAUGACGAUGGGCGCAGUGCAGGCGGCACAGUGGGCCCAGCAGCCAUACGGGGGCCAGGCCCAGACGCUGGCCUUCCCCAUGCAGGGGCCCCUGCAGAUGGCCCAGGUGCUCCCGGGGGGCCAGCCGCUCAUCUGGAGCCAGGCCAACAUCUUCCCUGCCACCCAGCAGCAGUGGGCGGCCAUGGCGGCCUACAUGCCCGCCCAGGCCGUGGGCGUCGGGGGGCACCCCAUUCCGGCCGCCGUGCUCCAGGGCCUGGUGCCCAUCUCCGCCGUCUGCCCCCAGGCCUGCGACCUCUCCUCCGCCCCGUCCUCCGCCAUCGGCAGCCCCCAGCACGUGGCGGCCAGCUUGGAGGGGGAUCCCCCGGCCCUACUCCUGAGGCGUCUGGUGGGCCUGGGGAGGGAGGGCCUCUGCAUGGAGCAGGACGCCGGCGAGGGUCCGUCCUCUUCGUCCUGCGCUCCCGCGGGGGGCGGGGUCGACCUCGGGGCGGCGUCGGCAGCGGGGAGCCGGUGCGGGACCCCGGGCCCCGUAUGCUUACAGGACACGGUCAGCGGGCAGCUGCUGCCGUCGCCCGACUCUGUGGUGAGCCAGGAGGAAGAGGGGAGCUGCAGUGACCUUGACCUCUCCCGAAUGACCUUGAGCCCGGGCACAUCCUCCUCUCCGUCCUACAACUCUCCAUCAACCCCGGCCCCCCCGCUCCAGGGCUCCUCCCCUGACGGCCCCCCGUCCUCCCAGUCCGCUGACCCCCCAGCCAGCUACAGCCUCCCGGAGCCAGAGGCAGCCCCAAGCCCCCACGCAGACCAGCAGUCGGGUGGUAGUGAUGCAAGGACUCUGUCUCUAGAGGCCAGUGAAGCUGAGCUGGUGUCUCCCAAGGACCUCCACUGUCUACAAGAGGACAGCUAGAGUACAGGGGGCCACCAGGGGGCGGAAAACCUCCUGAGGGCACAACAAGACCUGGAAGAGAAGAAGUCUGCUUUCUGUUGAAGUAAUAAUAGACAACCCAUCUCUUCCAGCUGGAUAACACAGAAACAAGUUCCUUUUUAAUCUUUACCGUUCAAAACCUGGAUAUAAUUCUACAAGGUCUGCUUUCCAACGGAGAGCAUCGACUUCAAGGGAAAACACAAAACAAAACUCUGAAGGCUGUGCUCUGCAAUCACAUAGCCUCUCAACCAGUAAGUGACCUUUCACCUUUUAACUCAGACAGGAAAGCGCUUGAGGUUGGUAUAUAUACGUACAUACCUCGAGGUUAAUAUAUCGGCCCAUAUACCGUCAAGAAAUAACUAUAUGCCACACGGAUGUGGAUGAUGAUAUACAAAUUAUUUUUGGAAGAAAAAAAAAGAUGAACAGUGUAAAAGGGGGAGGAGCUUUGUGUGCGUUGACCUUCACCGCGUCAGGGGCCAGCAGCGAGGACUGAGCCAGACGGACGUAGCCUACCAAAUGAUCUGUGGAGAGCCAAGCAUGAGGGGAGACUGGACUUCAGCGGACUCCACUGUGAGCUGUUUCCUGCAGCUUUCUUUAAUGUUUAAACAACCAAA
Gadus morhua (Atlantic cod) is the source of this 1703-nucleotide messenger RNA. RefSeq names its product DAB adaptor protein 1b (gene dab1b). Gene Ontology annotation, cellular component: intracellular membrane-bounded organelle; cytoplasm. Lineage: Eukaryota; Metazoa; Chordata; Actinopteri; Gadiformes; Gadidae. Gene Ontology annotation, biological process: neuron migration. The record is from RefSeq and is a predicted model, not a curated record.